Molecule: messenger RNA, 2500 nt
Organism: Prionailurus viverrinus (fishing cat)
Lineage: Eukaryota; Metazoa; Chordata; Mammalia; Carnivora; Felidae
Gene: MAPK8
Product: mitogen-activated protein kinase 8
Exons: 13
Coding region: 343-1626 (427 amino acids)
Biological process (GO): protein phosphorylation; JNK cascade
Cellular component (GO): nucleus; cytoplasm
Molecular function (GO): JUN kinase activity; ATP binding
Source: RefSeq, a predicted model, not a curated record
CUCAGCGGAGCGGCCGAGGCCGGACGACGCGGCCGGGAACGCAGAGCCGCGAGCAGCCCUGGGUAACGGCCGUGGCGAGCGCCUGGACGGCGCCAGUCCCGCCGGCGGGCUUUCCUGUCGCCGUUCGCUGCGUUGCGGGAUUUUCCUGCUGUGGGUUAACCUAGGAGGUCAGAUGCUCUAAGUGAACAUGUUUAGUGCUGUGCCUGACAAAAGCAAGCAAGAAAUCAAAAUGGGACCUCCUUGAGGACAGGCCUGUCUUGCAUCUGUGUCUCCAGCACCUAGCCUGGAAUAUACUUCUCGGUGAAUAUUUGGAUGAAGCCAUUAAAUUAAUUGUUUGCCAUCAUGAGCAGAAGCAAGCGUGACAGCAAUUUUUAUAGUGUAGAGAUUGGAGAUUCUACAUUUACAGUUUUGAAACGAUAUCAGAAUUUAAAACCUAUAGGCUCAGGAGCUCAAGGAAUAGUAUGUGCAGCUUAUGAUGCCAUUCUUGAAAGAAAUGUUGCAAUCAAGAAGCUGAGCCGGCCGUUUCAGAAUCAGACUCAUGCUAAACGGGCUUACAGAGAGCUAGUUCUAAUGAAAUGUGUUAAUCACAAAAAUAUAAUUGGCCUUUUGAAUGUUUUCACACCACAGAAAUCCCUAGAAGAAUUUCAAGAUGUUUACAUAGUCAUGGAGCUCAUGGAUGCAAAUCUUUGCCAAGUGAUUCAGAUGGAACUAGAUCAUGAAAGAAUGUCCUACCUUCUCUAUCAGAUGCUGUGUGGAAUCAAGCACCUUCACUCUGCUGGAAUUAUUCAUCGGGACUUAAAGCCCAGUAAUAUAGUGGUAAAAUCAGACUGCACUUUGAAGAUUCUUGACUUUGGACUGGCCAGGACUGCAGGAACUAGUUUUAUGAUGACGCCUUACGUAGUGACUCGCUACUACAGAGCACCUGAGGUCAUCCUAGGGAUGGGCUACAAAGAAAACGUUGACAUUUGGUCAGUUGGGUGCAUCAUGGGAGAAAUGAUCAAAGGUGGUGUUUUGUUCCCAGGUACAGAUCAUAUUGAUCAGUGGAAUAAAGUUAUUGAACAGCUUGGAACACCAUGCCCUGAAUUCAUGAAGAAACUACAACCAACAGUAAGGACUUACGUUGAAAACAGACCUAAAUAUGCUGGAUAUAGCUUUGAGAAACUCUUCCCCGAUGUACUUUUCCCAGCUGACUCGGAACACAACAAACUUAAAGCCAGUCAGGCAAGGGACUUGUUAUCCAAAAUGCUGGUAAUUGAUGCAUCUAAAAGGAUCUCUGUAGAUGAAGCCCUCCAGCAUCCAUAUAUCAAUGUCUGGUAUGAUCCUUCUGAAGCAGAAGCUCCACCACCCAAGAUACCUGACAAGCAAUUAGAUGAAAGGGAACAUACAAUAGAAGAGUGGAAAGAGUUGAUAUACAAAGAAGUUAUGGACUUGGAGGAGAGAACCAAGAAUGGAGUUAUACGGGGGCAGCCCUCUCCUUUAGGUGCAGCAGUGAUCAAUGGCUCUCAGCAUCCAUCGUCAUCAUCGUCUGUCAAUGAUGUGUCUUCAAUGUCAACAGAUCCGACUUUGGCCUCAGAUACAGAUAGCAGUCUGGAAGCAUCAGUUGGACCUCUGGGCUGUUGUAGAUGACUACUUGGGCCUUGGCAGGGGGGUGGGGGGAUGGGGAGUCGUUUAGUCAUUGAUAGAACUACUUUGAAAACAAUUCAGUGGUCUUAUUUUUGAGUGAUUUUUCAAAAAUGUAGAAUUCAUUUUGUAGUAAAGUAGUUUAUUUUUUUUAAUUUCAAGUGAUGUAAUUUAAAACUUAAGUUGUGUUUUAAAACAGCAACAAAACUAUUGUAUUUUUGCUGUAAUUAACUGUAUAAUGUAAACCUAAUUAUUUUAUCAUGGUUUAAAUUUUUGCAUAUUUGCUUUAUCUUAUGCUGCUGAUUUUUUUUUUACUGAAUUUGUAAGAUUUUGUUUAUCAAAGCAACUAUUAUGUGGUGACUUGCCUAUAUCAUGAAUUAUUUAAGAUUUUUAUAGGUUUUUUUUAUUAGAAUUUUAUUUCAAAUGUUUUGUUCAUGAUGCUAUCCUUCAGGGUUAUGUGCUUAUCAAUGAAAUAACCCCAGAGGAGUGAGGGAAAAUAACCUGUAGCCAGUUGUAUUCAGGAAUAACUACUGUAAAUGAUGAACGUGUUAAAAAACCUCCAAUAUUUGCUACUUGCCAAUCUUAAUUUAAUUUCAACAAUUGGUAGGUAAUCCUACAUCCUACAUUGUUUUUUGGCAAAAGCCCCAUCAUCUAAAUGACAGAAUAACUCAGAGCAUGUCUUUGAAGAUGCUGGGCGUCUACCACCACCCUCCUAUUCCCUGCCCCACCCCACCCCACCCCACACAACAGAAGCCAAGUAAAAAGAAUAUGGUAUUUUCUGCAAAUUUGUGGCAUGCUCAAAGAUUAUGAUCACAUAAAGUCAAGAGGAUACUUCAUGAAUAAUACAUUUCAAUGCAAAUAAACAGAUGGUUCACUUCUA